AGACUGCUAAUGCAAAAACUUUUAAGCUGUUCAUCCUUUUUUAAUGAAAAAGAUAAUAAGAUCAAUAAAAGCACCAUUCUUUACCACUUACUUAGAAUGAAUUUUUAUUUGUUCAAUGUAAGAGAGAUUGGCUAUUUCAAUGUGUUUCAAUAUUGGUAUAAGCUUUAAAUGACAAAGAUUUGUGUUUUAUGACUUACCUAUACAUCAACAGCACUGAAUUUUCUCAAAACUUAUUUAGGCAGCAUGACUUGGAAGGAAAAUAUUAACUAUUGAAUCACACUGAUGCUCUCUGGUCUAGUUAAGAUAGUUUUUUAGAUACUCCAUAUAAGCCUGGGUUUUGCUGACAAAAUUCACCUACAAAGCCCAGAGAGACUUACAGUCACUUGCAGGCAUUUCUUUAUAUUAAGGCCUUUAAAAAUAAAAUAUACAAGAUUCUGACAACACUUGCCUUAAUUGCUUAAGAACUUAAAAUAAGCUUGUUGGUAGAAAUGGUUUGCCAACUAGGGCAGUUUUGAGUCACCUUAUCCAGUCCCCGGAAUAUUGGAGUCUUGUAAAUAAUUAACAUUUGGGCAGUGGCUGAAAUAUUUCUGACCAGAGCAGUAGGCAUAAAGUUAUUAAGCAAGCUAUGCUGAAUACAAUGUGGAGUGAAACAGACUAAGAUUUGUACUGAGGCUGUAGAAUUUUCAGGCUGCCUACCUUGGGUGAGUGAUAGCAGUUUACUGAGACUGAGCCUCAGGAGAUAUAUAUGUACAUACAUAAGCACGUGUGUUUGUGUGUGUGUAUUUUCUGCCUUGUUAUAUAAUCCAUCAUUUGAUAAAAAGAGUCCCUGAAGUUUUAGAGAUACAUGUGGCAUUUGGCGGAGAAGAAACAUAACUAUACUUCAUAUGAGACAGUCAUUUUAGGCUUCAGUAUUGUAAUAAAAACUUACAUGAAGUAACACUUAAGAAAUAUUCUGAAAUCCUAAAAUGAAUAUAUUGUUCCAAGUUGCAGGGGGAUAAAACCUCAAUUUUAGAAAAUAUUAUUCAAGUAAUUGUUAUUGAGUCAAUUUCAUAAUUUAUCAAUAUGUGUUUAUAAAGUACAUGCAAGUAGAUUGUAAUAUGCCUUACUUUAGAGAUAUAAUUAUAUAUAUAUAGCUACUUUGUUAAUAGGAGACAUUUUUCUCAUGAAAAAAUAUAAAUCCCUCCUCAGAUUCAAACUCAAACUUAAAACACAUAAAUUCUAAAUUGCUGGAUUACUUAAGGUGUUUAGGUAAAGUAAGAGCAAACUAAUCAGUAAUAAAAUAUUGGCAAGUCCCCGUUUGUGGCUUUUUUCUAAAUCUUUCAUAAAUAUAGACAUUGUUCAAAUAUACUUAGAAAUAUAGAGUCUUGAGCUAUGUAUUUUAUUGUUAAGAAAAAAGAAUUUCCCUCUUGAAAAUUCCAUUUUAUUGCCCAUCAUUAAAUUUUACAUGACCCUAUGAACUUUUCAGAAUUGCAAAUUACUUAAGCAGUGUAAACUCAUAUUACUCAUAUACGUAUGUCUCUUUCAUUAAAAUGAUUAGAUUUAUAAAUUGAAAAUAUUAUCGUAACUAAUUGGCCUAAAACAUGAGGUUUAAUAAAAUGCAGAUUUUAAUCAGGAGCUUAAGAAUUUAGCCUAUGCUUUCUACUAUGUUUUUCUCACUUUCAAUGCCUUUUUUUCUUGUUUUCACAUCUACAUAGGGAAAUAAUCAGUAAAUUAUGAAAUAUUUUGAAAAAGACAUAAUUUAAAUAUUUACUAAUAAUAACUUUGUGCCUAUGUUUAAUAUUAUGCCAUGGAUAUAGCUGCCAUUCAAUACAUAGUUGUUGAAUAAACUAAUCAAAUUUAUUAUCCUUUUUUGUUGUUUGUGACUUGAUAAUACAACAGAUUGAAGAAUACAAUCAAACUGGUGCGGAAAUAUCAAGAUAAGUAAACCACAACCUCAGUCCUCAGAGAGAGUAAUUUUUACUAGGGGUUAUCCAAAAUCAUCUGAAGAUAUGUUUUCCUGAUCUGACAUAGUUCUUCAGAAGUGAAUAUGAAUAUAUAUUAUCCUGUUGAUUUAAAAAAUUCCAGUGAACACAGAAAACAUGUGUCAUCUAUUUUAUGUGAAUUAAAACCAAAAGAUCUAGGCAUGAAAUCAAAAACAUCAAGACAUCUCAUUCAAAAAGGUCAGGAGUCUGAAGAUGAAAUUGUGGAUGAAAAAUUGGAUACCAGUUUUAGGAUAUCAGUUUUCAAACUACCCAUAUACACUUCAGGUUCAUUGAAGAAUAAUGCAGUAUUGAGAGAGAAAAAACAACAUUUUUUUCCUGCAUAUCCUCAGCCAAUCUAUACUACUCAUCCAAAGCCAAUCAUUAAAAAAGACAUACGAUUGGAGCGGAGUAUGAAAGAGUUUUUUGCACCACAAAGAGCUGGUAUGAAACUCCGAACAUUUAGUGAUAUUGACAAAUAUUACACAGAACAAAAGAAGCAGGAAUACCAUAAAGAAAAAGUAAGAGUUGUAGCCAUGGCACAAGUUGCUCGAGAAAGAGUUAGAGUAGCUGUUAAUGAACAUUUGAAUCAGAAAAAAUAUGCUACACAAAAACUAAUUGAAGAAAAUAAAGAGACAAUUCAGAACAGUUUACGACAAGUUUGGCAAAACAGAUUCAACUACCUUGAAAAAGCUAGAGAGAGAAAAGCUCUGUUUCUAAAAGAAAAAUCCCAAAAGGCUUCAGAGCGUUUAUUAGUUCAAAACUUAAAUAAUGAGCGCACUCUUUUGACCAGAGGACUACUUAAAAUUGACAGACUGGAGAAGAAUGAGGCUGUCCUAAAAGAGAAAAGCCUGAUUGUUAAGCAAAAACUAAAAGCAGAAAAAUAUAGAAAGAAUUUACUUAAAGAAAUGAAAAAAGUUAGAUCUCAAGAAAUAUAUAAAAGACAUUGUGAAGAAAAAUUUGUUAUGGAUAUGAUUGCCUUUGAAAAAGCCUGUGAAAGACUUCAAGAUGCUAAAACAAAAGUAGCAAUUGUGAAAACAAAUUUAGACUUUAAAGUUCCCAAUGGACUGAUAAAAUGAAUCAAUGCCAGAUCACAUCCUAUGAUCAUCUUAAAUUAUAGUCAUUAUUUUUAGUUGAAGGAAUUUGAAAUAAUACUCUAAAGCAAGAAAUACUCUACAUCACAAGAUGGAUUUAUAUAUAAGUCUUCUAAAAAUAUAAAGAUUAGUUAAAAUGUUUCUCUUAUUGGUCAUAAUUUAACUUAAAGUUGACUUAGCACCUCUGAAAAAUUUCUUAGAUCAGAUGCCUAAGGAACAAUUAAACUGAUUUAAUGUAUUGCAGACAAUGUUGCAAUGACAUUGCUGAUAUUCUGUUUCAUAUUCUUUCUAAAUAUAGCAAUUCAUAAGCUAAUUUAGGUUUUUCUGGAAACCUUAGAAUAGUAAUUUCUACUCCAACUGCUGACUUUUAUUAAGACACUGUGUACGUUGAUGACUUUUAUUACCUGCUUUUAUAUAUUUCCUGCUUAUUUUGUUAAAACAAUUUCUGAAUUUAUUUUUUAAAGUAUGGUUUCAAUAUUUUGUCAGUGAUAUAUGCUGUUAUAAAAAUUCAGAAAAUAUGAACUAUGAAAAGUAAAUUAAACAUUCUUAUCACCUUC
Molecule: messenger RNA, 3609 nt
Organism: Homo sapiens (human)
Lineage: Eukaryota; Metazoa; Chordata; Mammalia; Primates; Hominidae
Gene: LRRIQ3
Product: leucine rich repeats and IQ motif containing 3
Exons: 5
Coding region: 2027-3037 (336 amino acids)
Source: RefSeq, a predicted model, not a curated record